GGGCAGAGGGAGUGUCUGCUGGGUGUAGGAGCAGUCUGACGUCUCGUUCAUGUGAAUGACUUGGGGGGGAAAAACACUGUGACAACAGCUCAGCAGGCUAGACGAUCGCGGAAAACUGAACAACAAUUUUCUUUUGAAACUUCUUCCCGCUUCCUUCCUUCCUUCCUUCCUUCUUCUACCUGUAUGUCUGCUUGAAAACAAAAGCAGUUCGGCCAUGGAGAGCUCUGCUGAGGCUUCUCAGACUGCUGGCAUAUCAAAACCCAAGCCAUCCCUGGGCCCCAAACCUCGGCUCGCUCCCAAACCCUUCUCUCUGCAGAAGAACACCACCAUUCGCUCCAUCCAUGCCCCAAAGACGGUCACUGCCACCUCUAAGACAACAACAACACAGCAGAGUGGAAAAUCUGAGGCCACAGGACUCCCCAAGCCAACUUUGCCCACCCCUGCUGAGCCACCCACCGUUUCUAACUCCAAACCCAGCUCUGUAAGUGUGCUUACCAGAGAUCAACCCGAAACUACCAACGAAAUCGACGCAAGUCAACAUGGAGAGGAUACCACUGAUUCUAAAAAAUCAGAUCCAGCCCCGCAAACUGCUCCACCCAAAGAGAUGCCCAAGUCUGUGCUGAUUCAGAAUGAUGACAUUGUUCAGACAAACCACAAAGCAUCCACACAUGUUGUGACUGACUCAGAACACAAAGACGGAAAAAAGAAAGAAGAUGAUACCUCUGUCGUCCAAAAGCUUGAAGAAUCAGAUAACGAUGUUUCCUCUGCAACCGAUCAGACAUAUCGAUUGAGCAGCACAAGGAAGCGUCUGUCCGUGGAGCUCACUUCGAAAUUUGAGUCAGGUGGCCUACCUCUGCCCCCCCAGGCAAGUAAUACCAUCUCUACGACCAGCACCAAAGAUGAUGCAAACAAGCCGGUGUCUUCAGAUCCAGAGCAGAGCCAAACAACAUCAGAGCCAUCAAACAGAGCAAGCGAUGAAGGUGGAGAGAAUGAGGAUUACAGUGGAGGAGGCAGUAUAAAACGCAGAAUCAGUCUUCUGUUUGACUCGUCAUCAAGGACGGACGUCCCAGCAAAGAGAGAGGAGCCAGAAAUCAUAAAUGUUACAGGAGGUGUAAAGGCAAGAAUCAAAAACUGGGCCACGGAAACGAGCUCAGAGGGUCCAAAGACUGAGAAGAAGCCUCAGGUUGUACCCCGAACUCGCACUAAGAGCUUUGAGUCAGCCACCUUUCCACCAGCAGAGAAAACAACCAAAUUGCCCCCUGCUGAACCUCCUGCACCCGAGACAUUGUCCAGUAAGGCGGCGGAUCUUCCUCCUAAGGUCUCACCUGCUGAACAACCCACAGAGAUCCCGGUGGAAUCAUCUCAAGAUGCUCAUGAGUCACCGGAAAGCCCAAGAGAUGCAUCAAGAGAGCUGAUGCAGAAUGAAUCGACAGAGGGUAAUGUCCAGCUAUGCCUUCGCAGCCACUCUGCCACUGAUGAGGGAGACGCAGCUGCGAGUGAGAGCGCUCAGCACGCUCCAAAGAGGGGCAAUGUUAAACGCCGCUCAGUUCGCUUUGGUGUUGUGGAGAGAGAUGAUGGCGGGCCUACAGUGAUUCUGGGCUCAGAGUCCAGUGAAGAAGAAGACAAAGAAGGAGAUGCGCCUGAGGAUGAAGCCGAGGAGGAAGUUUCAGUGCCUGUGUACAGAAGAGUAGGAAUUCUUCAGAAGAAAGAUGAUGAGGUGCAAAGGCAGGAAGAAGAACGACUGAAACAUUUGGAGUUUGAAAUGAAACGGCGAGCAGAGGAGAAGGUCAGGGUUAGGUUAGAAGAGGAGCGGAAACAAACGGAAGAAGAAGAAAGGGAGAAAGAAAAGGCCAGGCAGAGGGAGGAGGAAAGGGAAAGAGAGAGGCUGAAGGAAGAGGAAAGGGAAAGAGAGAGACUGAAGGAAGAGGAAAGGGAAAGAGAGAGGCUAAGGGCUGAGGAAAGGGAAAAGGAGAGGCUAAGGUCACAGCCAGCAUAUUCCCCUUUAGCAAAACGCUACAAGCCCACAGAGAAUCAAAUGGAAGUUGUUUUCGAGGAUUUCUCUGUCAAAAAGCCUCUGAUCGAUGUGAAUUUUGACGAUUUUUCAGUCAAACCUAAGAGAUGGGGCUCACAGGCUAAAACAGAAACCAGUCCAGUCAUCCAGAUUGAGGCAGCUGACCCCGAGGAUAAAGAGGAAGUGGAAGUGCUGGUGCAACUGGAUGUCAGCCCUCUGGAGAAUAAAGUGCCAGAGCAGGUAGAAAAUCCAGAUAGCCUUGAGCCUACUUUAUUGCAGGAAAGAAAGGAAGCAGAGAAGCAACUCAUUUCUUUUGAAGUGGAGGAAGAGGAGAAGGAGAUGGAGAGAAAGAAAGACGAGGUGGAGACAAAGGAAGAGGAAGUCGAAGAAGAUGACGAUGAGGUAAAUACACCUUAA
Molecule: messenger RNA, 2428 nt
Organism: Scatophagus argus
Lineage: Eukaryota; Metazoa; Chordata; Actinopteri; Scatophagidae
Product: histone-lysine N-methyltransferase, H3 lysine-79 specific-like
Exons: 4
Coding region: 215-2428 (737 amino acids)
Source: RefSeq, a predicted model, not a curated record